AUGGAGUCAGGAAAAGCACAGAUAUUCACUGUAGAAAACGCUGGCACAAAGGAGAGAAUCAUACUUCCUAAUAACAAAUUUUUAAGGAACGUGGAAAAGGUCAGAAUAGAGUUCGUUACUGAAUCAGCUAACCAGGAAGCGAACUUGAAAUUUGAAUUUUUAACCUGCAAAGAGGCUCCCACUACCACAACAGUUCCAACUACUACAACAGUUCCAACUACUACAACAGUUCCAACUACUACAACAGUUCCAACUACCACAACGGUUCCAACUACUACAACGGUUCCAACUACUACAACAGUUCCAACUACCACAACGGUUCCAACUACUACAACGGUUCCAACUACUACAACAGUUCCAACUACCACAACGGUUCCAACUACUACAACGAUUCCAACUACUACAACAGUUCCAACUACUACAACAGUUCCAACUACUACAACAGUUCCUACUACUACAACGGUUCCAACUACUACAACAGUUCCAACUACUACAACAGUUCCUACUACUACAACAGUUCCAACUACUACAACAGUUCCGACCACAACAUUGGUUCCAACUACAACAACUACUGAACCUACAACCUUUAGCACAACUACUGUUGUUACCACUGCACCAAGUACAGCAACAUCACCCACAACAACUAAAGAAACGACAACGAUUACAACAACAGCGAGCACUGCAGCUGAAACAACAACCACUUCUACAACUACUGUUACCACUACAACAACACCAACACCAGUAACAAAAGAAAACUGUGCUGAUGAACUUAAUGCCUACGAGCAACAGCGAUCAGAAACGUAUGGGUCAACCCCACUGGCGCGAAGCCUCGUCGUUCCGUUCACAACCCCAGUAACACUAACUGGUGUUCAGCUACAGGGAGACACUGCUGGUAAUGCUAUAACUAGUUUCACCAUGAGCUAUAAACUGUUUGGAGACGACUUUCCAAAAGAAGUUAUGGAUGAGAAGUCAGAGGAAGUACAGGUGUUCAGUGUUCCAUUGGAUGCUGACAUUGCGGAGAAGGUCAAUGUUGCUCUACCAUUUAAUCAACUUGAUAACGUCAUCGAGGUUACCCUGUCAAAUAUCAAUGUGCCUUCUGAUAAAAAGGCCAGUUUCAAAGUCUUCUUCGAAGGCUGUGCUAAACCAAUGACAACAACCCCAACAACAACUAAAGAGGUGACAACAACCGUGUCAACCACAACACCAGAGAAGAUUGAAACUACUAAGGUAGCAACAACGACCACAACCACGCCAGAAACUACAACAACAUCAGCACCUACAACAACCACAAUAGUCACUACUCCUGAGGGGACAACUACAACAGAGAGUACAACAACAGCAACAACAGUUGCUCCAACAACAGCAGAAUACUGUGUCAAGGGAGAAAAGGGAUCCGAGAAGAGGCGUCAAACAUCUCCAGAAGGUGGUGAAGAGGCUUCUCUCAUCAACAUUGACUCCCAAUCCCAAUGGAGCUUCACAAUUCCGACCACCAAUACUCCCCGUCAGGACAGACCGAGCAUUACAGUUGACUUUGAGACACCUGUAAAACUUGUUGGUGUAGACCUUCAAGGUGCUCCUCAAGAAAAUGGUGAAUUACGAUUCGCAAUUUAUGUCAAGACUGAAGAAAAUGGAGACUUUGAUCAGCUUAUCGGCAGUAGUGAGAAUAUGGUUGAAUUAUUGGAAGGAGAUACCAUCCAGAAUGUAUUGUUUGCCACCUCUGACAUUCCAAGAACAGUUAGAGCAGCUCGCCUUGAAAUUAUUCAGCUAAGUCUUACAGACAAAACAACCGGAACUCUUAGACUGGUUUUCAAGAGUUGCAAAGAGGAUUUGACAACCACUACGGAAGUAACAACCACACAUGUUACAACUACUCCCAGUACAUCUACAGUACCAACCACUGAGCAGACUACAACAAAGAUAGUUACCACCACAACAGAAGCAACUACCACAGAAACUACAACAGUCACAACUGAAAAGCCAUCUACAACUACGUUGACUACCAUUGUUACUACUGUGCCAACAACAACGACUGCUCCAACAACAACUAAAGAAACAACUAUUGUUACCACAUUGCCGGCAACAACAACUGCUCCAACAACAACUACGGAAACAACAACAACAACGACAACAGCAAGCACUGCAGCUGAAACAACAACCAUUUCCACGACUACUGUUGCCACUACAACAACGCCAACACCCACAACAAAAGAGUUUUGCAAGAGCUUCGAAUCACUGACUGUCCAGGAGAAAAGUCGUUUAUCAAGGCCAAAGUUUUCAGGACUUGAGUAUUCAACAUUUGACACCAAUUGGGCGUUCAAGUUCAGAGCUACUACAAUAGUUUUCUACAUAAAUUUUAAUUCUCCUGUUAAAAUUGAUGAAAUUCAAAUUCUUAGCGAAAAUAUCAAGGAAUUUAAAAUUGCAGCUGGUACAACCUACACCUCAUCUAUUAUGGAGUCAGGAAAAGCACAGGUAUUCACCUUAGAUAACACUGUGAGAAAGGAGAGAAUCAUACUUCCUGAAAACAAAUUAUUAAGGAAUGUGGAAAAGGUCAGAAUAGAGUUCGUGACUGAAACCGUUGACCAGGAAGCAAAUUUGAAAUUUGAAUUUUUAACCUGCAAAGAGGCUCCCAGUACCACAACAGUUCCAUCCACCACAACAGUUCAAACUACCACAGCAGUUCCAACUACCACAACGGUUCCAACUACUACAACAGUUCCAACUACCACAACGGUUCCAACUACUACAACAGUUCCAACUACCACAACAGUUCCAACUACUACAACGGUUCCAACUACCACAACGGUUCCAACUACUACAACAGUUCCAACUACUACAACAGUUCCAACUACUACAACAGUUCCAACUACUACAACGGUUCCAACUACCACAACGGUUCCAACUACCACAACAGUUCCAACUACUACAACAGUUCCAACUACCACAACGGUCUCAACAACCACUGUUCCAACUACAACAACUACUGAACCUACAACCACUAGCACAACUACUGUUGUUAGCACUAGACCAACUACAGCAACAAUGCCCACAACAACUACGGAAACAACAACAAUGAAAACAACAGCGAGCACUGCAGCUGAAACAACAACCACUUCUACAACUACUGUUACCACUACAACAACACCAACACCGGUAACAAAAGAAAACUGCGCUGAUAAACUUGGUGCAUAUGAACAACAGCGUUCUGAAUCAUAUGGGACGGCCCCAUCGGAACGAAGCCUCAUUGUUCCGUUCACCACCCCAGUAACACUAACUGGUGUUCAGCUUAAGGGAGACAGUGCUGGUAAUGCUAUAACUAGUUUCACCAUGAGCUAUAAACUGUUUGGAGACGACUCUCCAAAAGAAGUCAUUAAUGAGAAGUCAGAAGUACAGGUGUUCAGUGUUCCAUUGGGUGCUGACAUUGCGGAGAAAGUCUAUGUUGCUCUACCAUUUAAUCAACUUGAUAACGUCAUCGAGGUUACCCUGUCAAAUAUCAAUGUGCCUUCUGAUAAAAAGGCCAGUUUCAAAGUUUUCUUCGAAGGCUGUGCUAAACCAGUUACUGUUAUCCCAACAACAACGAAAGAGGUGACUACAACUGUGUCAACCACAACACCAGAGAAGAUUGAAACUACUAAGGUAGCAACAACAACCACAACUACGCCUGAAACUACAACAACAUCAGCACCUACAACAACCACAAUAGUCACUACUCCUGAGGGAACAACUACAACAGAGAGUACAACAACAACAGUUGCUCAAACAACAGCAGAAUACUGUGUUGAGGAAGAAAAGGGAUCCGAGAAGAGCCGUCAAACAUCUCCAGAAGGUGGUGAAGAGACUUCUCUCAUCAACAAUGACUCCCAAUGGAGCUUCACAAUUCCGACCACCAAUACUCCCCGUCGGGACAGACCGAGCAUUACAGUUGACUUUGAGACACCUGUAAAACUCGUUGGUGUAGUCCUUCAAGGUGCUCCUCAAGAAAAUGGUGAAUUGCAGUUUGUAGUUUCCAUCCAGACUGAAGACAGCGGUGACUUUGACAAAAUUGUUGGCAGCAGCGAUGGCACAUCUGCACUUUUGGAUGGAGACACUGUGAAGUCGGUGCUAUUUGACUCUUCAGAUAUUCCUAGAAGUGUAAGGGCGGCUCGUCUGGAAGUUAUUGACCUGAGCAAUCCCAGCACGAGUACAGGAACUCUAAGGCUAGCUUUUAAGAGUUGCCAGGAAGGCGCUGUAACGGAGAAAACUACCACCAUCUUCACAACAACAACUGUACCAACAACCACAUUGGCACCCACAACUACCACAAUGGCACCUACCACAACCACAGCCGCACCUACCACAACCACAGCCGCACCUACCACAACCACAGCCGCACCUACAACAACCACAGCAGCACCUACAACAACCACAGCUGCACCUACAACAACCACAGCCGCGCCUACCACAACCACAGCCGCACCUACCACAACCACAGCCGCACCUACAACAACCACAGCAGCACCUACAACAACCACAGCUGCACCUACCACAACCACAGCCGCACCUACCACAACCACAGCCGCACCUACAACAACCACAGCCGCACCUACCACAACCACAGCCGCACCUACAACAACCACAGUCGCACCUACCACAACCACAGCCGCACCUACCACAACCACAGUCGCACCUACAACAACAACAUUGGCGCCUACUACAACAACCACAUUGGCGCCUACAACAACUACAGUUGCACCUACAACUACAACAAAAGCUACAACUACAACAAGUGUUACUACCACCUUGGCAUCAACAACAACAGUAGAGGAGACUACAGCUGUAGUAACUACAACUCCUCUGACUACUACCUCCACAAGCAAGCCAACCACAACAGAGGUAACAACCAAACGCAUUACGACUACUCCCAGUACGACUACUGCACCAACCACUGAGCAGACUACAACUCUAAAAGUGACUACAACUCCAGAGGCAACUAUCACAGAGAAGAUUGUCUUGGGGACUGGAGAUACGAUAACUCGCACUACCAAAAAAGGAAGAAGACCAUCAACCCCGUCUACCACAACGGUGACAACUGUAGUUACUACCAUACCAACAACAGCAACAACUCCCACAACAACUACGGAAACAACAACAAUGACAACAACAGCAAGCACUGCAGCUGAAACAACAACCACUUCUACAACUACUGUUACCACUACAACAACACCAACACCGGUAACAAAAGAAAACUGCGCUGAUAAACUUGGUGCAUAUGAACAACAGCGUUCUGAAUCAUAUGGGACGGCCCCAUCGGAACGAAGCCUCAUUGUUCCGUUCACCACCCCAGUAACACUAACUGGUGUUCAGCUUAAGGGAGACAGUGCUGGUAAUGCUAUAACGAGUUUCACCAUGAGCUAUAAACUGUUUGGAGACGACUCUCCAAAAGAAGUCAUUAAUGAGAAGUCAGAAGUACAGGUGUUCAGUGUUCCAUUGGGUGCUGAUAUUGCGGAGAAAGUCUAUGUUGCUCUACCAUUUAAUCAACUUGAUAACGUCAUCGAGGUUACCCUGUCAAAUAUCAAUGUGCCUUCUGAUAAAAAGGCCAGUUUCAAAGUUUUCUUCGAAGGCUGUGCUAAACCGGUUACCGUUAUCCCAACAACAACUGAAGAGGUGACAACAACCGUGUCAACCACAACACCAGAGAAGAUUGAAACUACUAAGGUAGCAACAACGACCACAACCACGCCAGAAACUACAACAACAUCGGCACCUACAACAACCACAAUAGUCACUACUCCUGAGGGAACAACUACAACAGAGAGUACAACAACAACAACAACAGUUGCUCCAACAACAGCAGAAUACUGUGUUGAGGAAGAAAAAGGAUCCGAGAAGAGCCGUCAAACAUCUCCAGAAGGUGAAUACUGUGUCGAGGAAGAAAAGGGAUCCGAGAAGAGCCGUCAAACAUCUCCAGAAGGUGGUGAAGAGACUUCUCUCAUCAACAAUGACUCCCAAUGGGGCUUCACAAUUCCGACCACCAAUACUCCCCGUCGGGACAGACCGAGCAUUACAGUUGACUUUGAGACACCUGUAAAACUUGUUGGUGCAGACCUUCAAGGUACUCCUCAAGAAAAUGGUGAAUUACGGUUCGCAAUUUAUGUCAAGACUGAAGAAAAUGGAGACUUUGAUCAACUUAUUGGCAGUAGCGAGAAUAUGGUUGAAUUAUUGGAAGGAGACACCAUCCAGAAUGUAUUGUUUGCCAUCUCUGACAUUCCAAGAACAGUUAGAGCAGCUCGCCUUGAAAUUAUUCAGCUAAGUCUUACAGACAAAACAACCGGAACUCUAAGACUGGUUUUCAAGAGUUGCAAAGAGGAUUUGACAACCACUACAGCAGUAACAACCACACAUGUUACAACUACUCCCAGUACAUCUACAGUACCAACCACUGAGCAGACUACAACAAAGAUAGUUACCACCACAACAGAAGCAACUACCACAGAAACUACAACAGUCACAU
Molecule: messenger RNA, 6487 nt
Organism: Asterias rubens (European starfish)
Lineage: Eukaryota; Metazoa; Echinodermata; Asteroidea; Forcipulatida; Asteriidae
Product: mucin-2-like
Exons: 29
Source: RefSeq, a predicted model, not a curated record